Folsomia candida is the source of this 897-nucleotide messenger RNA. RefSeq names its product zinc finger protein 177. Gene Ontology annotation, molecular function: RNA polymerase II cis-regulatory region sequence-specific DNA binding; DNA-binding transcription activator activity, RNA polymerase II-specific. Gene Ontology annotation, cellular component: nucleus. The record is from RefSeq and is a predicted model, not a curated record. The coding region runs from base 334 to 816 and encodes 160 amino acids. Gene Ontology annotation, biological process: regulation of transcription by RNA polymerase II. NCBI's taxonomy places the organism in Eukaryota, Metazoa, Arthropoda, Collembola, Entomobryomorpha, Isotomidae. The transcript has 4 exons.
UGCAAUAAAUUAUUAUUAUUAACCGGUGCGAUUUUCGAAGGACAGGAUUUCGUCGAUGACAUCUGGCUUGGCGCAACCUUUGACGAGGCGGCGGACGACUUUGUUUGGAGUGACGGAAACAAUUUGACCUACACAAAUUGGGCGACUGGAUACCCGAGAAAUUCCACGGAUGUAGAUCGUUGCUUAGUAAUUAGACCACCGGGAGCUUUAAAAAGUGUUGAUGACGAGGUUUCCACUACCACUGGUCCUGUGGUACCCUUAAAUGCUCAGUGGGCCGACGUAUCCUGCAGGAGAAGCAGUAUCAUCGCUUGUCAAAAAAGACCGAGCUGGACGAUGGAGGAGAUUGUGGUGGAGAUUUGUGGGAUAAUCUCCAAAAACCGGGUCAGUCUAAAAGGCCAUGUCCGUUAUAUUCACGGCAUCAAGAAAUAUUCAUGCAACAUUUGCAACAGGAAGUUUGGAAGGCCCUACGCCUUACGCCAACACGUGGAGAACUCUCACGGCACGACGCCCCGUUCUCGCUACCCGUGCAAGUUCCCCGGUUGUGGAAAAUCAUUUCUUAACAAGUCCACCGAAUGCACACAUUUUAGGAGGGAACAUGUUCAAAAUCCCGUCCGAUUUUUGUGCCAACUUUGUGGCAUAGAAUUUAAAAGAAAAGAACACCUGACCAACCACGUUUCCACUCAUACGACCGAAAAGACGUAUAAAUGUGCCCAUUGUGGGAAAGGUUUCAUUCAACGGGGCGCUUUAAAAAUUCAUGUGAAAACCCACAUAGAUCGGUGUAGCCGCCCAGUUUUGACGUGCCACCUUUGCCCUUAAACAUUUCUCUAUAAGCGAUGCCUGACGGGUCAUUUACAAAGUGUGCAUGGGAAGGAGAAGAAUUACGAGUGAAAAUUUUGC